This is a messenger RNA of Prinia subflava (tawny-flanked prinia), 1900 nucleotides long. It is a transcript of the gene PLA2G7, whose product is annotated as phospholipase A2 group VII. Gene Ontology annotation, molecular function: 1-alkyl-2-acetylglycerophosphocholine esterase activity. The record is from RefSeq and is a predicted model, not a curated record. NCBI's taxonomy places the organism in Eukaryota, Metazoa, Chordata, Aves, Passeriformes, Cisticolidae. Bases 151 to 1767 code for a protein of 538 amino acids. The transcript has 11 exons.
CACCGUGACACGGCAGCGGAGCCCCGCCUCGGGAGGGCUGUCCCGGCAGCCCGGCCCGGGGGAGCCGUGCCGAACGGCGGGGUACCGGGACAGGGAUGGCCCCGCGGCUCCUUCCCCAAGGAGAGGGUGGCAGGUAGAGCCCAGAGCGGGAUGCGGCUGCUCCCCCCCGUGCUCUGCGCAUCGCCGGGGCCAGCCCGGCGCGGAGGGGUCACCCCAGGUACGGCCGCACCGCUCCGACAGCCGCUCCGGCACGGGCAGCCCGACCUUGUCUCGCCAGCGGCCGAAGCUGCGAUUCGUCAUUCCUCCUGCGAAAAUGGCAGCGGUGUUGUGUUUCUCCGUGACAUCCCGCUUCUCCUGAUGCACAGGCCGGUUUUCCUUGAGGAGCAGCAGAAUCCUCCCUCUGUGCGGUUCGUAGCACCGCAGAUCUCCCGAGUGCCGCCGCGGCCUCGCCGGCCAAAGGUUUCAUCCCACUCCUCUGUAAGUGCACGGUGCUGUCUGCUCCUUGGGAAUCAGGAUACAACAAGGAAAAUCCCCAGUAGAGCAGUCUUGUCGGUGAAGGCAGCAAUGGAAAUGUGGAGCACCAGCAGCACUGAGAAGUUUUACAGGAUCCCUGAAGGAAAGGGCCCACACUCGGUUGGAUGUACAGACCUGAUGACAGAAAAUGCAGUUGAGGGAAGCUUUUUGCGUCUGUAUUAUCCAGCAUAUGAUGCCACAGAUAUUGAAGAGGCACGAUGGAUUCCAGACAAAGAGUACUAUCAGGGACUCUCUGACUUCCUUAAUAUGUACCGAGUUGUAGGAGAAAGGCUUUUCCAUUACUACGUUGGUUCAGUGACCUGUCCUGCAAAGUCAAAUGCUGCUUUUAAGCCAGGAGAAAAAUACCCACUUCUUGUUUUUUCCCAUGGACUUGGAGCUUUUCGGACAAUCUAUUCUGCUAUUUGCAUAGAGAUGGCUUCUCAGGGCUUUAUAGUGGCUGCUGUGGAGCACAGAGAUGAAUCGGCUUCAGCCACAUAUUAUUGUAAAAGAAGGUCCGUUUCUGAGUCACAGGAAGAGUCUGUGCCUAACAUGGAGAAGGAGUGGAUCUACUACAGGAAACUGAAAACCGGCGAGGAGGAGCGCUGCUUGCGCCAUAAGCAGGUGCAGCAAAGAGCACAGGAGUGUAUCAAAGCUCUCAAUCUCAUUCUUAAAAUCAAUUCAGGAGAGGAAGUAACAAAUGUACUACAUUCAGACUUUGACUGGAGCAGCCUAAAGGAUUCUGUUGAUACUAGCAGAAUAGCUGUGAUGGGACACUCUUUUGGUGGUGCUACAGUUAUUGAAAGUCUCAGCAAAGAAAUGAGAUUCAGGUGUGGCAUUGCCCUCGAUGUGUGGAUGCUUCCUGUAGGUGACGACAUUUACCAAAACAGCGUCCAGCAACCGCUGCUUUUUAUCAACUCCGAAAAAUUCCAGUGGGCUGAGAACAUCUUAAAGAUUAAGAAACUCAUCUCUAAUGACACAAACAAGAAAAUGAUCACUAUCAAGGGGUCAGUACAUCAGAGCUUUCCUGAUUUCACCUUUGUGAGUGGAGGAAUCAUUGCGAGAUUUUUCAAAUUAAAAGGAGAAAUUGAUCCAAAUGAAGCUAUUGAUAUCAGCAAUCAUGCUUCAUUAGCCUUCCUACAGAAACAUCUGAGUCUUAAGAAGGAUUUUGAUCAGUGGGAUUCUCUUGUGGAUGGCAUAGGACCCAAUGUUAUUCCUGGAACCAAUAUUGACACAUCUCCAGCUGAACCUGAAUAAGGAAUACCAAGUACUGAAAAUGCCAAGGACAUCAGGACACUAAUAUUGGUCAGACAUUGCUCAGACAUGUGGUGGCAACUAACACCUACAAAGCUUUUGGGGUGUGGAACAAAAAAAAAAAAAAAAAAGACAA